AUUUAUCAUAAUUAACCAACCAUGUAAGACCUCGAACUAUUUAUUGAUACUUUUAUAUCUUACAACUACAGACACUGUCAGUCAAUUGGUUAGUUAAUCACGAUGUCAGUACUCAAAUGUAUUGUGCUCCUAAAUUGGGCAGCCAUGGCUUAUGCUGUGAACUACAAUGAGGCAUCGAUCAGAGAAGUGACUGACAAUGUAAUGGUUCACGGUGAAGGACCAUUUUGGGAUCUCGAAAAUAACGUCCUGUAUUUUGUUGACAUUUCUGAACACCGAGUAUAUAGAUUUUAUCAAAACCGUUUGGAGCACGUUAAGUUUGAUGAAGACGUAAGUUUUGUAAUUCCUGUUGCUGGUCAACAAGGCCUAUUUGUCAUCGGAUUAGGUACCACGCUUUCUAGCCUUCGGUGGAAUCUCAACGAAAAUACUCAUAAAGUCACCGGAUUGGUUACAGUAGACCACAAUAAACCCGGUAACCGAUGGAACGAUGCUAAAGCGGACAAUAACGGCUAUUUGUGGGCUGGUACAAUGGGAUUCGAAGACGCUGCCGGAAAUAUCCCGCCGAAUCGUGGAACUUUGUAUAAACUUAACGACACCGGUUGUUUCCAAAACCUUGAUCCCAUCUUACCUGGAGUUUCCGUUUCCAACGGACUUGCUUGGAAUGAAAAUGGUACUAGGAUGUACUACAUAGAUUCGCCGACCAAACAAAUAGUGCUUUUCGACUACGAUCCCUCUACGGCUUCUAUUUCAAACCGCAGAACAUUUUAUGACUUCAAGACUGACAAUAUACCAGGUGUCCCGGACGGAAUGACAAUAGACGCUAAUGAUAAUCUUUGGAUCGCUAAUUACGACGGCGCUCAGGUACUGCAUGUCAGUGGUUCCAGUGCCAAGUUAUUGGGUAAGCUGAAGAUCAUGGCAGAAAAAGUUUCUUCAGUUACGUUUGGUGGUCCCAAAUUGGAUAAGCUAUACGUGACAACAAUUAGUCGCGGAGUAACACCUGAAAAAUUCAACGAAUAUCCAAUGUCAGGAAAAGUUCUAGAAGUAUCAGGUCUUGGCGUUGUGGGGAAGCCGAAUCGUCGAAUUCGUGGAAAAUGUUUUCGACUCUUAUAAAAAUUUGAUUAUUAAAUAUCUGUUGUAUUUUUAUAGUGAAAUGAUCUUUUAACUAAACUUGGAACUAACUUAACUGCUGUUAAAUUUAUGGAAUACUAUACUAAUAAAUAUAUUACAUUAUUCCAAUGAACA
Molecule: messenger RNA, 1239 nt
Organism: Sipha flava (yellow sugarcane aphid)
Lineage: Eukaryota; Metazoa; Arthropoda; Insecta; Hemiptera; Aphididae
Product: regucalcin-like
Exons: 6
Coding region: 103-1107 (334 amino acids)
Biological process (GO): L-ascorbic acid biosynthetic process
Molecular function (GO): calcium ion binding; gluconolactonase activity
Source: RefSeq, a predicted model, not a curated record